Molecule: messenger RNA, 970 nt
Organism: Balearica regulorum gibbericeps (East African grey crowned-crane)
Lineage: Eukaryota; Metazoa; Chordata; Aves; Gruiformes; Gruidae
Gene: NPPA
Product: natriuretic peptide A
Biological process (GO): receptor guanylyl cyclase signaling pathway; cGMP biosynthetic process; negative regulation of systemic arterial blood pressure
Cellular component (GO): extracellular region; cytoplasm
Molecular function (GO): hormone receptor binding; hormone activity
Source: RefSeq, a predicted model, not a curated record
CUAAUAAAGGGAAUCUUCCCUUGACAGAGCUGCAUGCCUGCAGUGGGACUGGAAUGUGCCCCAGAUAAAUCCACUGAUAACCUAGGAAGCAGAGAUCACACCCAAAGAGUAUAAAAGACAAGCUUCGGAAGAGAGAGGAUAGGACAAGGAAGAGAGAGACUGAAGAGACAUCUCAGAAGGAACAACUUGAACUUCCCUAUUCCCAACGAACCCAGCGCCAUGGACACUAAAGGCUCAUUUUCUUGUGGCUUCCUCUUGCUACUUCUCAUCCAACUCCAGUCCAGCAGAGCCAACCCUAUCUACAGCCUCAGCCCUGCCAAAGAACUGGCCAGCAUGGAGGCUCUUCUGGAGCGACUGGAGGAUAAAUUUGCAAUGAUUGAAGCCCUGGAGUCCAAUCCUGAUCUGCAAGAGCCCAAAACCCAGGAGGAGAUCCCACCAGAACUCAUAGAUGACAGUGACGAUCAGAAGGCUGAACCCAGGCUCGCGCCCAGCACCCCUCUGUCCUACAGGGACACCUUCCUCAAGAGACUGAGGGGGCUGCAGAUGCCCAGGAUGAUGAGAGAUUCUGGCUGCUUCGGGAGGAGAAUCGAUAGAAUUGGCUCCCUGAGUGGAAUGGGUUGCAAUGGUUCCAGGAAGAAUUAGGACAAGCUCCCUAUACUCUACUCUGAAGAAUGCUUUACAGUACCCGCUCCUCCCAAGAUGAAAGCCGGAUGCUUUCUAAACUCUUCAACAGAAAGUUAUUCCUAUAUUUAUUUAUUUAUUUAUUUAUUUGAUGUUUUUUUAAAGAACAUUUCUUACUCUAGCACCAAGAGACCAUCUUUAAAUAAAACUAACACAGUAGACAUCUAUGCUGGACCUCUCUCCUGUCUGUUGCAUUAAAAUUUCCUGUAUUUUCCUAAAGUCAAAAGUGUAUGUUUUAUUGAUACUCUGGUACCCACAAGGCUGGAUCUUACUUACACAUGACAGAGAA